GGAUAUUACACCUUGAGGCGGCUUGGUGGUUUGUACUUUGCGGGACCUAGACGGUGUUUUGGGGGGCGAAGCGUAUAGCCCGCACUAGUUGUCGCUGCGCGGAGGAGCACGAUACGCAGCCGGGACUUUUUGUGAGGGGAGCUGAAUGGAGGAAGCCUCUUCCUGGUGGAUAAACAGUGACAGCUACAGGGCAGCCACCUAGACCCACCACACAGGCUCUGGCGCUGCCCUGCUAAACAACACCAAAAUGGCUUCAGACAGUACACACAUCGCGCAAUUGACUUCUGAACUGUACUUCCUAAUAGCCCGAUUUCUAGAAGCUGGACCGUGUCAAAACGCAGCCGAGACCCUGAUAAGGGAGGUGGAGGAGAAGGAGCUGCUGCCCAAAAGGCUGGACUGGACGGGGCAGGAACACCCCGGGACGUACGAAAAUUUGGUGAAGUUGCACAGGCACAUCAGUCCGGACCACCUGCUGCAGGUUUGCUCCAGAGUUUGUCCGCUGCUGGAGAGGGAGGUCCCUGCCAGCGUGCCUGGACUCACCAGCCUGCUGGGGGCUGGGAGGCAGAAUCUUCUCCGCACCAACAAGAGCUGCAAGCAUGUUGUGUGGAAGGGCUCAGCGCUGGCUGCUCUACACUGUGGACGACCUCCAGAGCCUCCAAUUAUCUAUGGGAGCCCACCUAAUAUUGUGGAGACGAGCUACGGGCGUCGACUGAACGGCUCGUACCGUCUGCGGCAGCUGCUGCCCACCGCCGUCUACCAGCACAUGAAGAUGCACAAGAGGAUUCUGGGACACCUUUCGUCCGUCUACUGCGUCACCUUUGACCGGACAGGACGGCGCAUCUUCACUGGCUCAGAUGAUUGCCUUGUGAAGAUCUGGGGCACAGAUGACGGGCGUUUGCUGGCCACACUGCGCGGCCACGCUGCUGAGAUCUCCGACAUGGCCGUCAGCUACGAGAACACCAUGAUCGCCGCCGGCUCCUGUGACAAGACCAUCAGAGUGUGGUGCUUACAAACCUGCGCCCCCUUGGCUGUCCUGGAGGGACACGCAGCCUCCAUCACCUCGCUGCAGUUUUCCCCUCUUUGUAGCGGCUCCAAGCGCUACCUGUCCUCCACCGGAGCGGACGGCACCAUCUGCUUCUGGCAGUGGGACGCACGGACGCUCAAGUUUGGUCAGAGGCCCAGUAAGUUCACAGAGCGCUCCAGACCAGGUGUCCAGAUGAUCUGCUCCUCCUUCAGUGCAGGUGGUAUGUUUCUGGCCACAGGCAGCACAGAUCACAUCAUCAGGGUGUACUACUUUGGAUCAGGCCAACCAGAGAAGAUCUCGGAGCUCGAGUCCCAUACAGAUAAAGUCGACAGCAUCCAGUUUUCAAACUGCAGUGACAGGUUUGUGAGCGGCAGCAGGGAUGGUACAGCACGAAUCUGGCAGCUGCAGCCUCAGGGCUGGAGGAGCAUUCUGCUGGACAUGCAGACCAAAUUACCCGGGAAGUACAACCCUCCUCCGCUGGAAGACAAGGUGACUAAGCUGAAGGUUACUAUGGUAGCGUGGGAUCGCCAUGACAGCACUGUUAUCACGGCAGCCAACAACCUCACGCUGAAGGUGUGGAAUUCCACCACCGGAAACCUUGUCCACGUUCUCAUGGGUCACGAGGAUGAGGUGUUUGUUCUGGAGCCACACCCCUUUGAUCCCAGAAUCCUUUUCUCAGCGGGACAUGAUGGAAAUUGUAUUGUGUGGGACCUGGCCAGAGGAGUCAAGAUCCGCUCCUAUUUCAACAUGAUUGAGGGCCAAGGCCAUGGGGCAGUGUUUGACUGCAAGUGUAGUCCAGAUGGGCAACAUUUUGCAGCCACUGACUCCCACGGACACCUGCUUAUCUUCGGCUUUGGCUCCAGCAGCAAGUAUGACAAGAUAGCAGACCAGAUGUUCUUCCAUACUGACUACCGGCCACUGAUCCGGGAUGCUAACAAUUACGUGUUGGACGAGCAGACUCAGCAGGCGCCACAUCUCAUGCCUCCUCCCUUCCUGGUGGAUGUGGAUGGGAACCCCCACCCCCCCAGAUACCAGCGGCUGGUGCCUGGCAGGGAGAGCUUCAGGGACGAGCAGCUGAUCCCACAGAUGGGAGUCACCUCCUCAGGUCUGAAUCAAGUGGUGAGUGAGCAGGCGGUGGACGGCCCCAGUCCUUUGGACACCAUGAUUCAGCGGCUCCAGCAGGAACAGGACCAGAGGCUGGGUACCCAUGACCCCACUCCUGCAUCUGUUGCUGCAAACACCCGGGCCAGCAGAGGAUCAGUGGGUUCACCCACAGAGGUGCACUCUCCACCCAAUGUGGGUCUGCGGCGCAGCGGGCAGAUCGAGGGUGUCCGCCAGAUGCACAGCAACGCCCCGCGCAGCCAGAUGGCCACAGAGAGGGAUCUGGUAGCCUGGAGUCGCAGGGUGCUGGUCCCCGAGCUGGAGGAUGCCACUGUCAGGAGACAGGUGAACUGGCGUGAGGCCAAAGGGGAGGAGGAGAUCAAUAUAUACCGGUCAGAAAGGAGGAGACGUACCAUUCACUCUCUCCCCAAGGAGAGCAGGGUUCAUCCGACUUCAGAGUGUGUCGUUGAUGAGGGGAGGCGGAGCCAAGGUAACCAUGGUUACCACACACGUGCUGCCAUGGAGGAGACCAGCCGCCAGAGUGCUGAGGUUGCUGAUGAUGAUGACAGCACCUCUGAGGGAGAGGUGGAGGUCCGACAAAUCAACGGACACUCCUCAGAGGAAGAGAAGGAGGAGGAGGAGAAGGAGCCGUGGCCGGAUGACCACAGCAGCUCAAGCGACUAUUCCAGCGAUUAUUCUGACUGGACGGCAGACGCAGGGAUCAACCUCGAGCCGCCUAAAAAGAGCGUUAAAGUGAAAAAGAAAAGCAGCGGCUCGGAGGAAGACGGAGACAAGAAGAGGGAUGGCAAGAAAGAAAGGAAGAAAGACAAAGCAGACAAAGAUGGCGCAUUACCAAAGAAGAAGAAGCCAAAGGAGAAAAGGAAGAGGACGGAGUUCCAGGAGGAGGGGCUAACUCUGGAGGAGUGGCUCCCGUCUUCCUGGAUCACGGACAUCGUCCCGCGGAGAUGUCCCUACAUCCCCCAGAUGGGAGACGAGGUAUACUACUUCAGACAGGGCCACGAAGCAUAUGUGGAGAUGGCCAAACAAAAAAAGAUUUACAGCAUCAACCCUAAGAAGCAGCCGUGGCACAAGAUGGAGCUACGGGAGCAGGAGUUGAUGAAGAUAGUUGGCAUCAAGUAUGAGGUAGGCUUACCCACGCUGUGCUGUCUAAAGCUUUCCUUCCUGGACCCCGACACCGGCAAACUGACUGGAGGAUCCUUCUCUAUGAAGUAUCACGACAUGCCUGAUGUGAUUGACUUCUUGAUUUUGCGGCAGCAGUUUGACAACGCCAGAAACAGGCAGUGGAGUAUAGGUGACAGGUUUCGGUCGGUGAUUGAUGAUGCCUGGUGGUUUGGGACCAUUGAGAGCCAGGAGCCGUUCCAGCCCCAGUAUCCUGACAGCUUGUUCCAGUGCUACAAUGUCUGCUGGGAUAAUGGAGACACAGAGAAGAUGAGUCCUUGGGAUAUGGAGACAAUUCCCACUGAUGCAUCAUUCCCUGAUGAGUUAGGCAUGAGCGUCCCGCUGACAGAGGAGGAACAGAAGGAGCUGCUCUACGUCCCUCUGGACGGGGAAUGGGGCUCCCGCACACGCUCAGAGGAGUGCGAGCGUAUCAUCAAAGCCAUCGACCAGCUCUGCACGCUUGAUGUAGCUGCUCCAUUUGCCUUUCCAGUGGACCUGCAAGCUUAUCCCACAUACUGCACCGUAGUGGCCUACGUCACUGACCUCAGUACCAUACGCCAAAGGCUGGAGAACCGCUUCUACAGACGCAUGUCUUCUCUGAUGUGGGAGGUUCGUUACAUUGAACACAACGCUCAAACAUUCAAUGAGCCAGGGGCGUUUAUCGUCACCACCGCCAAGUUUGUCUCUGACCUCAUGCUGCAAUUCAUUAAGGACCAAAGUCUGACAGACAUAAUCCCCCUCUACAAAACUAUGAAGAAGGCUACCUUCUCUGACUCUGAGGAUGAGGAUGAUGAGGAGGAGGAUGAAGAUACCAAUACUCCUGGCACAUCCACAAGAAACAGAAAGGGCCGUCGACCCAUGCAGCGCCAACUGCGUACUCGACCUCCGUCAUAUGACCCUCAAGCCUGGAGGGGGCGCUGCAAGGAGCUGCUGGACCUCAUAUUUCAGUGUGAAGAUUCAGAGCCCUUCAGAGAGCCGGUUGACCUGCAGGAGUACCCAGACUACCUGGACGUGGUUGACUCGCCCAUGGACUUUGGCACCGUUCUCAGCACCCUGACUGAAGGAAAGUACCAGUCUCCCAUUGAGCUCUGCAAAGACGUACGGCUCAUUUUCAGCAAUUCCAAAGCUUACACGCCCAGUAAGAAGUCUCGGAUCUACAGUAUGAGUCUGCGGCUGUCAGCACUGUUUGAGGAGCACGUCAGCUCCAUCCUGGCUGACUACAAGGCCAUCCACGGCCUGACGGACAAACUGACCAGAAAGGGUACAGAAAGACAGACACGGCACACUACAGACAGACAGACACGCCACGCCAUGAAGAGGAGGAGGAGGAGGAGCGAAUCUCCCACAAGCAGCACUGCAUCCAGCCCAGAGAGGAAGAGGCGUGUGUCAUCCAGGGUGACUGGAAAGAGGGAGCCAUCGCCAGCUCCCUCACGACCUGCCUCUCUGAGACAGAACCUGCCCCCCAAACAGGCCCCUCAGCUGGUCAACGGGAAGGCCGACACACCAGCUGCAGGGCGGACACGCAGCGCCGCACGGCACUCCACACACUCGCCGCCCUCCUCCUCCACCUCACACACGCCCUCAAGCAACACACAGAGCACAACAGAGCCUCCUGCUCGCUCGCUGCGGGCUCAUAACUCUGUGUCAGCUCCAGUUCCACCAGCUGGUGAGAAAUCGACACCGUGUCCUGCCACAGAGAGUAGCAGUGUGGGAAGCACCAGGCGGAAACUCAGGACCCCUGUACGACACACACCAGGCUCUCCUGCCAGCCCUUCAUCUCAGAACACAGCUCACCUGAAUGGCCACAGCAGUCAUGUGACCCUAGGCGUCGGGAGGAGGGGGCGGAAACCCAGAGCUGACCCUCCAGUGAGUCCUCCGGAAGUCACAACCCCAGGAAGCCCUCCCCGACCACGAGGCCGCCCACCUGGCAAGAAGAAGGGCAAGAAGAGCAAGCAGGAGCUGGAGGACAUGAGGAAGAGGAGCAACCACAGGAGCUCCACCCCUGAGGAUGAGCUUGACCAAUCCACAGGCGACGAAGGCGGGACCUCCUCUGCACAGGAAGCAGCUGUGCUAUCGGACUCUGGCGUAGCAGCGCUGCCUAAGCGCCGCGGGCGGCCCCGAGUGCUAAGGACUGAGGAAGCGCCUGCUCCAGCUGAGUCGCCUGAUCCCUCCCCCCUGAGGAGGAGUAGCAGGCGGGCCAUUGAGGAGGUCACGCCUCCUUCCCAACCCACCCCUCACCGCUCCCACAGGAGGGAGUCUCCAAAGGAGGAGGAAGAGGAGGGGGCUGGGGGGUCAAUGCGCACACGAAACCAAGGGCGACGGUCAGCCUGGUACAUGGAGGAGGACUCUGAGGAGGAGCAGAGGCAGCUGCUGUUUGAGGACUCAUCGAUCACCUUUGGCACUUCCUCCAAGGGCCGUGUCCGCAAGCUCACCGAAAAGGCCAAAGCCAACCUUAUAGGCUGGUAACAGAGACAGCAAAACAGACAGACACACAAGAGAUGAGGAGACAUGUCAGUGGGCUGACUGGCUGAUCAGAGAAGAGGGGAAAAGAUGGGCUGAGACUGCUCAGCUUAUUGCUCGGUUGGAGGAGUUAGGGAUUGGGUUCGAGAAGUCAUGCUAAGUGCUGUAUGUGUUUGUGUGUGCGUGUGCUUGUGUGAGUAUGUGUGUGUGAGGUGCCGCUAGUCCAGCUGCUGCUACAUAAAGCUGUGGCUAUGGAAAGACAUGCCGGUACAGGGAUCUGUUCAAUCCUCUGUUUGCUUGCUGACCCCGCCCCCCUCUCUCAGCCCAGGAAGCACAUCACCACCCCAGCCAACAGCUGUCUGAGGGCAGAUUGGUUUGUUCUGACUCCUCCCGCGCUAUUGGUCCAUGUUGGAUCCCACAGGUGCAUACGGACUCCUAUGUCAGUCAUCUUAUGACUCACUCCUGUCCAGUGAACCACUCUUCAUCUCCGUCUGAACUUCAGCAUUGUUAGUGUCAGACCUGGGCAAAAUCAUAGUUGAGUUUUAGUACUUGAAGAAACCAUACGAGGAGAGAUGGACGUAUCGUACCUAUCUGUUUUGAGGACUUUUCACGUGUCUCACUGGAUAGGACAGACGCACCUCAGUGAGCUGAAAAGUUUGAAACAGCGUUCAAAUAUGUUAGCCUGCAGAGCCCACGUCAGGUUUGUGAUUGACCACAGACCGCUGGCCUGACUGUCUCUUGCCCCUUCCUGUGUGCUCGCACUCUUUUUAUACACACCGUCUCUGCUUUUGUAAGAUUUGUAUGCGACGAUUGGCUCUCUGUUUUGGAAGUCUUACACAUCAGCUGACCUGAACGUGUCUGUCUGUGCUCAAAUACCAAAUGGCGUACCUCGCUGGGUACUGCGGAUCCGUAGGUUUUGUUUACUCUUAAAAGUGUGUGGGCGUGUGUGUGUGGGUGAGUGCGCUUGUUUUUUUUAGUUUUUUUUUUUUGUUUGUUUUUUUUUGUUUGUUUCUGCAUGUUGAUUCAAGAGAGAAAGAGUUAGCAUCUCUUUUAUUCUAGAAGCUGUUUUUACUGUGAGGAAGAGAAAAGGAUGCAUGGGUGUAAGGAUCAUUUAUACGUCUAGAUGGACUAUGUUUCAAUGCGUCCUCAACAUUAGCAAUACCUUGUGCCUUUCUGUCUUUGGUGUGUGUGUGUGUGUGUGUGUGUGUGUGUGUGUGUGUGUGUGUGUGCGUGUGUGUGUGUGUGUGUGUGUGUGUGUGUGUGCACAAGUGCGCUAGGCCUCUGCCUACAAAGUACAUGUGCCUAUACAUGUACAAACUUAUGUUGUGACUACAUGUGUGUGCAAUUGAAUGUGUGCAUGUGUGUGUGUUUUUAACAUGAUUGAGUGUGUCAUUCACUUUCAGCGUACAAACAGUGGCAUACAGUUUGAUCGUUGUGAAACCUCUCAAUGAAAUGUAUUUAUAGCAGUUAAAAAAAAAAGAUUUUAUUGUUGUAAACAUACCAUUAAUCAUGUCAAUAUAUUAUCCAACUAUAACCAACCGUCAGUUUAAACCUAAGGUACAGUGAAUGGAGCUUUGGGUGACUAGCUUUGUGAUGCACAUACCACAGAUCGGUUAUCAAUGCAGUUGCAAGGAGUAACCCUGUAUAUUUUAAAUGAGUUGGAUUGUUAACAGAUGAUAAUGAACUUUUUAAACAUGGAUGAAAUGUUUCUACAUUGACCACACACUCACACGCACACACACACACACACACACAUACACGCACACAGUUCUGUCUCGCAUGUUCUAGCACUUUCUCUUGCCUGAAACCGGAACAAACAGGAUCGAGCCAGAUCAAACUGGACCGGACUGGAUUUGGACUGAAACCCAUUUAGGCAGACUGGAGAGAGACAGGUCCUCUAUUCACUGUUCUGAUUGUGUGCCUUGGCUGCUCUUGCAUUUUUUUUUUUUUUUUUUUUUGGAAUCCUCCAUUUCUCCUCUUUGGGCCUUUUUUGGACUUCCUGGGUCGGCUUGUCUCUGAGUUCAGGAGACUGGACUUCUGGGACCGGACAGGCUUGUACAGAGGGCUUAUUAAAAAGAGCAAAGACUGAAAAAAAAAAUCUGACAGGAGACAAAGAUUAUAUCACUCUUUCUCUACACACACACACACACACACACACACACACCUUAGAGGACCAAGUGCAUAAAGAUGGCAGCCUCCUGUUGUGACAUCAUGUUUUUUUUUAUUUUCAGUACCACAGUGCAGAGCAUCUGAAUGUCAACAUCUGCUCGUUUUCCAGUCUAGAAAACCCCAGGAUUUCUCUGGGGAGAACUGAACAUUGGCAGUCUCUUAUACACCUGGUCCAUUCUUGUAACUCUUUCCUGUCACAUAUUAUUCAACAUUUAUCUUGUCUGUUUAUCAUUAUGAGGUUUUUUUUGUUAUGGAUUUUGUUAAUGCCAAAUUCUGUCUUUGGGCACUGAAGUUUUGGAACAUGGCUUUUGAAUGUGUUAAUUUUCAGAAUCAGUUUUACUGUCCCCACAGCGAGUGUGUCAAGGUCCCUUCCCUAUAUUGUAUCAUGUUUUUUUUUUUUUUUUUUUUUUUUUUUUUUUUAAAUUCCUGUCUCUGUCCCUGCCAUACAAGAUUUCUGUGAGGUGAUGUGCUGCUGAAACGGUGUUUUACAGUCUGCUGGACUCAUUUGAUGAUAGGAAAUGCAAUAUGGAAUGAACUGGCCCUGGGUUUUUCUUAGAGCAUCUUUUGCAGCAAGACUUUUUGUUUUUAUUUGAGAAUGAGUGUUUUGAUAUUGUGCAUAUGAACACUUUCAUUUCAAAAUUAGAUGUUUUUAAACCUGACAGCUUCCUCAAAGUGCUCACCGACAUGAAAAUGAAGCACUAUGCAUUAAAUGCAUUAAGUAAAGUGUUAUAUUAUAGGUUGCUGUUUAAGAUCAGAUUUUUCUUAAGAUCUCUGCCCACCUAAUGGUUGGCUUUAAUGGACAAAAACAUUUGAUUUUUAAAUAUUUAUUGAUGAAUUUCAUCUUUUUUGUAAAUAAAAUUUUAUAGUUUGGGAAUGAAAUUCUUCAUAUGCACAUACUCUAGAUGAUGGCUUUUACACUUUUUUUUUUUUUUUUUUUUUUACAUUUUAUUUCAUAUCCGUCACAAAUUUAUACUCACAAGAUGAUAAAAAGCACUGUGGAAACUGACUGUACACAGCGCAUAAAAUUCAGUUCGAGAUAUGAGAUAGGGAUAUAGUCGAUACACUUUUGAGUAUUCCACAUAAUGAUAGGCUCUUAGAGUAAACACUCAAUUUGAACCAAGAACGAUGAGCCUGCCUGCAAAAGAGAUGCUUUUGACAAACUGAGCCCUCAUCACACUCUGAUGUUUCUUUAGAUUGCCAAUUCAAAUCGACACUUAAAGUAGGAAUGCAGUUGUGCUAUCAAAGUGGACAUCGACCCUGUUUCUUCUGCCUUUGCUGCCAUUGCCUUCUCUUCAUCAGAUCACCCCACUUCCUGUAUGUAUCAACCAUGUCAGCGUAAGAGAGCUGAUCUGGGAUUACUGGUCAAGUUCCCUUCAUUGUGGUAGUAAUACUGACUUGAGGCACCCCUCAACAAUCUGAAGUGAUUUCAAAGAAAACGUGAAAGUUCAAGUUUAUUUAGAGCCCUCACUCACAAUUGUAGUCUCAAAGUCCACAGUUUAUAGAAAACAAAACGACACCCACUUACUUGAAGCCUUCACUGGUUUACAACUUCUUACCUAUUUCAAAUAGACACCAGUUGCAUCUCUCCUGCCCCCUGAUCCCACUGCUGUACAGGUAAACCUUAUUGGGUUUUAGGUUUAUAACUGGUGUAGAUAAUCACGCACCACCUUUUAAGAGGAUUUUGAAGAGGUUUCCAACGGUGUGAGGUCACCAGCUUUGAUCGGCAUCUCUGAUCAGCCUUCUUAUCUUGAGACUCUCGAUGUGUUUGGGCCCCCAUCUAUACAUUUACCAUGGGCCUGUGCUAAUGUGUCACAGAUUUGUGCUGUGGUGACCUCUGACAGGGCAUCAGUGUGGGGUCCCAGGUGAAAGGUCACAGUGUGUGUGUGAAGUGGCUGCAUGUGAGCCACCGGGAUGGGUUCUAGGGCUUUUUCAGUUUGGGUCGGGGGGGUCAGGGAUGGGAAAGAACCACAGGGGGCGGGAUGGGGAGGGGAGGGGGUCUGUACUCUGUUUCACCUGAACUGAUUGAAGAGGGUGUCUUUGUUAGUUUGGAUACUUUUUAUAUAUAAAGGAAUUAAUGCAAAAAAGAAACAUAAAGCUAGAAUGUAUGUGUAGGGGAGUACUGCUGUCCUGUUAGUUCAUACUGAUAUUUUAAGUAAAUAAACAGUUGUGUUUCCAUA
Messenger RNA from Myripristis murdjan (pinecone soldierfish), 10110 nucleotides. RefSeq names its product PHIP subunit of CUL4-Ring ligase complex (gene phip). The transcript is spliced from 40 exons. Gene Ontology annotation, molecular function: protein binding. Gene Ontology annotation, cellular component: nucleus. The record is from RefSeq and is a predicted model, not a curated record. Lineage: Eukaryota; Metazoa; Chordata; Actinopteri; Holocentriformes; Holocentridae. Gene Ontology annotation, biological process: regulation of cell shape; cytoskeleton organization; regulation of transcription by RNA polymerase II. The coding region runs from base 248 to 5770 and encodes 1840 amino acids.